Arabidopsis arenosa is the source of this 12185-nucleotide messenger RNA. The record is from the annotation of a GenBank genome assembly. Lineage: Eukaryota; Viridiplantae; Streptophyta; Magnoliopsida; Brassicales; Brassicaceae.
ACUAAAUUAUUAAUUUUUGUUUUCUUCAAUAUAUAGCCAAAGAAUGAUGUCUUUCUGUGUACACUUACUUCUUACUCUCUAGCUAGCCAUGGAAAUGUUUUCAUCAUCUCGUUCCUUGUCCUAUAAACUAAGCUCUUUGUCUACUGAAGCAAGUGCUUCUUCUGGUAACAACACACUCAGUACCAUCCAAGAAUUCAGUGGCUUUAACAAUGUGAUUUCUAGUGUUUGUACACACACAGAGACUCACAAGACUAAGAAAAGGAGAGGCCUUCCUGGCAAUCCUGAUCCAGAUGCAGAGGUGAUAGCAUUAUCACCAAAGACACUUCUUGCAACAAACAGAUUCGUUUGUGAGAUAUGCAACAAAGGGUUUCAAAGAGAUCAGAAUCUACAGCUUCACAGGAGAGGCCACAAUCUUCCAUGGAAGCUGAAACAGAAGAACAGCAAAGAACAACAAAAGAAGAAAGUUUAUGUCUGCCCAGAGACAAACUGUGUUCAUCAUCAUCCAUCUAGAGCUCUUGGUGAUCUCACAGGGAUCAAGAAACACUUUUGCAGGAAACAUGGAGAGAAGAAAUGGAAAUGUGAAAAGUGUUCAAAGUUCUAUGCUGUUCAAUCUGAUUGGAAAGCUCAUACCAAGAUCUGUGGUACAAGAGAGUAUAGAUGUGACUGUGGCACUCUUUUCUCGAGGAAAGACAGUUUCAUAACGCAUAGAGCGUUUUGUGAUGCAUUAGCAGAAGAAAGUGCAAGAAUCCACUCAACUUCUUCCUCCAAUCUCACAAACCCUAACCCUAUUUUCCACGACCAUCAUCACUUUAUGGUCAACAAAUCUUCUUCCUUCCUCUUCACGUCAUCACCUCUUUACAACGAACCAUCACAUUCCACGGCCGCUCUUUCGACGUCUUCCACGGCAGCUCUUUCCGCGACGGCUCUCCUCCAAAAGGCCACCGCUCUCAGCUCCUCCUCCACUUUGGGCGGCGGAGGACAGACUCGAUCAAUUGGUCAUCACCGACAUUUAACGACGGUCAACGAGCUUCUUGGUGUUGAUCGUGUCAUGGUGACGUCAUCUUCUUCGUCUGAGUACGACCAGCUAGUUGUUGAUGGGUUAACGUCCACGUGGCAGAAAGCUGACCGUUUGACCAGAGACUUUCUUGGACUCACGGGUCAUGGAAUGCACGUUAGCGUGAGACCCGGUGAUAUGCUAGAGUACGCAGGUGGAGUGGCGUUUCCUAUGUCGGCGUACGAUACCGAAUCUCAUCAUCACUCGUUUCAGAAGGCUUACGAUCAUCUGGGAUUCUCAGGGCCCCAUCGUCGUAUCGAACCGAGUCAGGAGUGGUUAUCGGAUGAAUGUAUCUGGAAACGAAACUGUGGAACGAUGAUGAAAUGGGGAACAUUGCUUAAGGACUUGAAGGAUAAGGUUGGAGUAGCUGAAACAACCGGCGAGUUAAUCGCCGGAGACUCCGUCAGUGACCCCACUACUCCACCGUCCUCUUCCCUAGCUGCUUCUUCGUCCUCUAGUUACGCUGCCUCAGCUCAACAUGACUUCAAUUUAUUAUCUCCUUCAAGCCGAGAUAAACUUAAGUUGGAACUGGACUUCAAGAGAUACUGGGAAGAGUUCCGUUCAUCAAGCUCUGAGCAGGAGAAAGAAGCCGCCUUGAAUCUUAGUGUCAAUACGUUUUGUAGACUAGUGAAGCAGCAUGCUAACGUAGAUCAGUUAGUUACCAUGUUAGUAGAACCACAUAUAUUCUCUUUCGUCAUUGGGAGAGCAUUUGUGGCAGAUGUUGAAAAGUUAAAAAUUUGCAGCAAGACAAGGUCAUUAGAUGUAGAGAAAUUAAUAAAGUUUUUUUCUGAAGUCACCGAGGAGGGUUUAAGUCAUGGUGCAAACCUUUUAACUGCUAUUGGAGUCCUUGCAUCUGGGCCUUUCGACAAACAAUCUCUACUGGAUUCUGGGAUAUUAUGUUGUUUAAUACACACUCUCAAUGCGUUUCUCACAUAUAGUGUAGCCAGUGAAGGUGAAAAAACUGAAAAGGUUGAGGGGAGUGUUGUCCAUAUCAUGAAAGCAUUGGCAAGCCAUCCUUCUGCUGCACAGAGUUUGAUUGAAGAUGACUCCCUUCAGCUGCUUUUCAAUAUGGUUGCCAAUGGUUCUCUCAUGGCUUUCUCUCGAUAUAAAGAAGGCCUGGUUUCAUCCCAUAACAUACAGCUUCACAUACAUGCAAUGCAGAUUCUUGGGCUUCUUCUUGUCAAUGACAAUGGUAGCACGGCAAGCUACAUACGCAAACACCAUCUGAUAAAAGUUCUUCUAAUGGCUGUCAAAGAAUUUGAUCCGGAUUGUGGGGACUCUGCUUAUACAAUGGGCAUUGUGGAUUUGUUACUUGAAUGUGUGGAACUUUCAUACAGACCUGAAACUGGUGGAGUCAGGCUAAAAGAGGACAUACGAAAUGCACAUGGUUACCAUUUCCUUGUACAAUUGCUUGAUGUUCUUGUCACCUUGGCUCAGACUGGUCCCAUUGAGUCAUCUGGAACAAGUACAUCACUAUUGUCCAACGCUAAGCCCACUGGGUAUAGCAGAAGUCAAACACCAUCUGGUAACAGUCAGUAUGAUGACGCAUGGGAACAGGGAAGUGGUAAAGUUAAAGACCUUGAAGCUGUCCAAAUGUUGCAAGACAUCUUUCUGAAAGCAGAGAACAAGGAUCUUCAGGCUGAAGUGUUAAACCGAAUGUUCAAGAUAUUCACGAGCCAUUUGGAAAACUAUAGAAUGUGCCAAGAAUUAAGGACAGUUCCACUUCUCGUGCUGAACAUGGGUGGUUUUCCUUCCUCACUGCAAGAGUUAAUCCUCAAAAUUCUUGAAUAUGCUGUCACAGUUGUAAAUUGUGUUCCAGAGCAAGAACUAUUGUCACUUUGUUUCUUGUUGCAACAGCCAAUCAAUUCUGAGUUGAAGCAUACCAUACUUUCUUUCUUUGUAAAGCUCACAUCUUUUGAUCAACAGUACAAGAAAGUCCUAGGUGAAGUUGGUGUUUUGGAAGUCUUACAAGAUGAUCUGAAGCAGCACAAGCUUCUCAGGGGUCCAGAUCAGUAUAGUGGAGUUUCUAAUCAUUUGGAACGGGUACCUAGCUCACCUAGCUUCAAACAACACCUGGAUAAUAAGGAUGCCAUCAUUUCAUCACCAAAGCUGAUGGAAUCUGGUUCAGGAAACUUACCUAUCUUUGAAGUUGAAAGAACUAUAACUGUUGGUUGGGAUUGUAUGAUCUCAUUACUAAAGAAAUCUGAAGCUAAUCAGGAAGCUUUUCGUUCUGCCAAUGGCGUGACUAUUAUUCUUCCCUUCUUGAUAUCUGAUGAACAUCGUACCAGUGUGUUGAGGAUUUUGUCAUUAUUAAUCACAGAAGACAUUAAACAGGUCCAUCAUGAAGAGUUAGAAGCUGUUAUCGAUGUGUUGAAGAGUGGAAUGGUCACCCGAGUCUCUGGACAUCAAUACAAGCUUCACUAUGAAGCCAGAUGUGAUAUCAUGGGUGCUCUGUGGCGUAUUAUUGGGGUUAAUGGCUCUGCUCAAAGAGUCUUUGGUGAAGCCACCGGUUUCUCUCUUCUAUUGACCACCCUUCAUACGUUCCAAGGGGAAGAAGAGUGUAGGGAUGAGUCUCAUUUGAUGGUUUACAUCAAAUUGUUCAAACAUCUAUUGCGUCUCAUGACAACUGCAGUCUGUGAGAAUGCUAUCAAUAGGAUGAAACUGCACAGUGUCAUUACAUCUCAGACAUUUUAUGAUCUUCUGGUGGAGUCUGGUUUGCUGUGUGUUGAUCUUGAAAGACAGGUGAUACAACUGCUGUUAGAACUUGCACUUGAAAUUUUGCUUCCACCGUUUUUGACAUCAGAAUCUAUGGCAUCAGCGGAGACGGCAGAAAGUGAAAAAGCAAGCUUUCUUGUAAAAACCCCGUCUGGCCAAUUUAAUCCUGACAAGCAGAAGAUCUAUAAUGCAGGUGCUGUUAGAGUUGUGAUCCGUUCACUGUUGCUUUUUACUCCAAAAAAGCAGUUGGAAUUUCUGAAUCUUCUAGAAAGGCUUGCACGUGCCAGCCCAUUCAACCAGGAAAACCUCACGUCAGCUGGUUGCGUAGAACUCCUGCUAGAGAUUAUCCACCCCUUUCUUCCGGGUUCAUCCCCAUUUCUUUCUCAUGCUUUAAAGAUUGUUGAAGUUCUUGGGGCGUAUAGAUUGUCUCCAUCCGAGCUCAAAAUGCUGUGUCGAUAUGUCAUGCAAAUGAGGGUUAUGAAUUCGGGCCCCUCACUAGUUGGUAUGAUGGAAAAGCUAAUUCUCAUGGAAGACAUAGGAUUGGAACAUGUUUCCCUGGCUCCUUUUGUAGAAAUGGACAUGAGCAAAACUGGGCAUGCUUCUGUUCAGGUGUCCCUGGGAGAAAGAUCUUGGCCUCCUGCUGCUGGUUAUUCAUUUGUUUGCUGGUUCCAGUUUCGUAAUUUUUUGACAACCCAAGGAAAAGAAUCAGAAGUCUAUAAAGCUGGUGGUUCAUCAAAGACGCCCAUUUUGAGUGGGCAGCAAAGUGAUCAAAAUGUUUUCCGGAUAUUUUCUGUUAAUGCCAUAAGUAAUGAAAGUCCAUCCUAUGCAGAACUUUAUUUUCAAGAAGAUGGUAUUCUGACCCUUGCCACUAGCAAUUCAAAUUCUUUGUCAUUUUCUGGAUUAGAAACUGAGGAGGGCAAGUGGCAUCACCUCGCUGUUGUUCAUAGUAAGCCGAGUGCUCUUGCUGGACUCUUUCAGGCUAGCGUUGCUUAUGUUUAUAUUGAUGGAAAACUAAGGCACAUGGGUAAACUGGGGUAUUCCCCUUCACCUGUUGGAAAAUCUUUGCAAGUAAUAAUUGGAACUCCAGCUACUUGUGCCAGGGUUAGCAAUUUGACAUGGAAAUUACGCUCAUGUUAUCUCUUUGAGGAGGUGCUCACGUCAGGCUGCAUUGGUUUCAUGUACAUUAUCGGUAGAGGGUAUACAGGUCUUUUUCAGGAUGCAUAUCUCUUACGUUUCGUGCCUAAUCAGGCUUGUGGUGGGGGAAGCAUGGCUAUCCUUGAUUUGUUAGACACUGACAUGUCGUCAUCGUCUAGUAUCCAAAAAUUUGACGACAGUAAUAGACAAGGGGAUUUUAAGGCACAUGGUAGUGGGAUUGUAUGGGAUCUCGAGAGGUUAGGAAAUCUUUCAAUUCAGUUACCUGGUAAGAAACUUAUUUUGGCAUUUGAUGGAACAUGCUCAGAGUUCAUGCGAGCGACUGGAAGUUUUUCCCUCCUCAAUCUUGUUGACCCAUUGUCCGCUGCUGCCUCUCUUAUUGGAGGAAUACCGCGUUUCGGGCGCCUGGUGGGAAAUGUGAGUAUCUGCAGACAAAAUGUGAUUGGCAAUAGUAUCCGCCCUGUGGGAGGAAUGGCUGUUGUACUUGCACUUGUUGAGGCUGCCGAAUCUAGAGAUAUGCUACAUAUGGCUCUUUCAUUGCUUGCCUGUGCGCUUCAUCAGAAUUCCCAGAAUGUAAAGGAUAUGGAAACAUACAGAGGCUAUCACUUACUAGCUCUGUUUUUACGUCCCAAGAUGACGCUCUUUGACAUGCAAUGUUUGGAGAUAUUUUUCCAAAUUUCUGCAUGUGAAGCUUUCUUUUCAGAGCCAAAGAAGUUGGAGAGUGGACAAAGUACUAUUAGCAUGUCACCUACGGAGAUUAUACCUGAAAACAACUAUGAGGAUCCUAGUCUGUCAAAGUUUCAAUAUGAAACUUCUUCAGUUGGAUCUCAUGGAGAUAUGGAUGAUUUUUCGGGGCCCAAAGAUUCCUUUAGUCAUUUGUCUGAGCUUGAAAUGGGAGAUAGUGUUGAAACUUCGAACUGCAUUGUCUUAUCCGAUGCAGAUAUGGUGGAACAUGUCCUCCUGGACUGGACCCUCUGGGUGACAGCCCCUGUUUCCAUUCAGAUCGCCUUACUUGGCUUUCUAGAGAAUCUCAUCUCAAUGCUCUGGUACAGGAGUCACAAUCUUACAAUUCUGCGUCGAAUCAAUCUGGUGAAACAUUUGUUAGUAACACUUCAACGAGGGGAUGUGGAAGUUCUUGUCCUAGAAAAAUUAGUUAUUCUUCUUGGAUGCAUCUUAGAAGACAUGUUCCUUACUUCUGAGCUUGAAGAUGUGGUUAGGUUUGUGAUUAUGACAUUUAAUCCACCUGAAAUAAAGUCACGAAACUCAUCAAUGCGCGAGUCAAUGGGAAAGCAUGUUAUUGUGAGAAAUUUGGUUUUGGAAAUGCUUAUUGAUCUCCAGGUAACCAUAAAAGCAGAAGAACUGCUGGAGCAGUGGCAUAAGAUAGUUUCAUCAAAAUUAAUAACGUACUUCCUUGAUGGAGCUGUGCAUCCUAGUAGUAUGAGAUGGAUUAUGACUCUUCUCGGUGUUUGUCUUACUUCUUCCCCAAACUUUUCUCUUAAAUUUUUUGCAAGUGGAGGUUAUCAGGGGCUGGUACGGGUACUUCAAAGCUUUUAUGAUUCUCCAGACAUAUAUUACAUUUUGUUCUGUUUGAUUUUCGGAAAACCUGUUUAUCCAAGACUACCAGAGGUCCGAAUGUUAGACUUUCAUGCACUAAUGCCGGAUGAUGGAAGCCAUGUGGAGUUGAAGUUUGUAGAUCUGUUGGAUUCAGUGGUUGCCAUGGCUAAAUCUACUUUUGACAGAUUGAUCAUGCAAUCAAUGCUUGCCCACCAGUCUGGGAACCUUUCACAGGUGAGCGCUAGCCUUGUAGCUGAGCUUGUAGAGGGCAAUACAGAUAUGACUGGAGAGCUUCAAGGAGAAGCUUUAAUGCAUAAAACAUAUGCGGCACGGUUGAUGGGUGGUGAAGCAUCAGCUCCUGCCACUGCAACGUCUGUUAUCCGUUUCAUGGUUGAUCUAGCAAAGAUGUGCCCUCAAUUUUCAGCUGUUUGCAGAAGCACAGAAUUUCUCCAAAAGUGUGCUGAUCUUUACUUUUCUUGUGUCAGGGCUUCUCAUGCUGUUAAGAUGGCCAAACAGCUCUCCAUGAAAGCAGAGGAGCAGAAUAUAAGUGGUGGUGAUGAUAGCAGCGCAGAAGGGACUUUCUGUAGAUUGCCUCACCAGGACCAGUCCACAAAAACCUCCAUCAGUGCUGGAAGCUUCCCUCAAGAGCAGGCCAGUGUGAGUUCUGAAGACAUGUCUUUCCCUUCGGAUUAUGUGGCUGUUGAUAAGGUGGAGAACAUUCUUACAACACCGCCAGGAGAAUCAAACAAAUCAUUUCAAGGUCGUGAAUAUGUUAUGAAACAAGAUGGUGAUCAUGUUGGCCCUGUGUCAGCCUCCAGUGAAAGGAAAUCUCUAGAUCUUACAGGUAGUUUAAGUCAAGUUCAGCCAAUAGAUUCUCAAAGUUCUGAAUCUUUCUCGAUGCUAGAAUCUCCUCUUUUGUCUGAAAAAUCAAGUCUCGAAGUUCCAUUCAUUCCAUCCCCAUCUCCGGCUGCAUCCUGGCUAGGCUCGAACUGUAAUGAAUUAAAAAGUUCUACAAUUUCCACUCCUCAUCCGUCGCAUAUCUCAGUUAGUGAAUUUGAUGCAUCUUCAGAUCAAUCAUCAGGUUCACAAGGUUCAUCUGCUGCCCAUACAUUAUUUAAAAUUAGCCCAAAAGUUCUCCUCGAAACUGAUGAGUCUGGGUAUGGUGGUGGGCCGUGUUCUUCUGGAGCAAGUGCGGUGUUAGAUUUUAUGGCAGAGGUAUAUGCUGACAUAAUGACUGAUCAGAUCAAAGCAGUACAGGCUUUGGAAAGCAUUUUAGAAAUGCUUCCUUUAUAUGUGGAUCCUGAAUGUGUUCUAGUAUUUCAAGGCUUAUGCCUUAGCAGAGUCUUGAACUAUCUUGAAAGGCGUUUCUUGCGUGAUGAUGAAGAGGAUGACAAAAAACUAGACAAAAGAAAAUGGUCUGCAAACUUGGAUGCAUUUUGCUGGUUGAUUGUGGAUCGUGUCUAUAUGGGCGCUUUUCCUCAACCAACUGGAGUCCUUAGAACCCUUGAAUUUUUGUUAUCAAUCCUGCAAUUGGCUAAUAAAGAUGGUAGGGUUGAAGAAGUCACUUCUUCAGGGAAGGGUUUGUUGUCCAUUGGAAGAGCAACCAGGCAACUAGAUGCUUAUGUGCACUCAAUCCUGAAGAACACAAAUAGAACAAUACUAUAUUGUUUCCUACCAUCGUUCUUGAUAACUAUUGGAGAGGAGGACCUACCAUCACGUCUGGGCUUGCUUGCUGAAUCUACCAAGAAGCAAACUUCAAAGUUAAGUGUCGAGGAAUCUGGAAUUGAUAUCUCAGCAGUUCUUCAAUUGUUGGUAGCAAACAAGAAUAUCAUAUUAUGCCCAAGCAAUCUUGAUACAGAUUUGAAUUGCUGUCUGUGUGUGAAUUUAAUCUCUCUACUCCAUGACCAGAGAAAGAAUGUGCAAAACAUGGCAUCUAAUAUAAUCAAAUAUUUGCUGGUUCACCGAAAAUCUGCUUUGGAGGAUUUGCUUGUCCAAAAACCACACCGAGGACAAAAAUUUGAUGUACUACACGGGGGUUUUGAUAGAUUGCUGACUGGAAAUCUUCCAGAAUUCUCUAAGUGGCUGGAGAGCUCCGAACAAAUUAUAAGUAAAGUACUGGAGCAGGGUGCUGCAGUUAUGUGGAUACAGUACAUAGCUGGCUCGGCAAAAUUUCCUGAUGUUAGAAUGAAAGGCAUGGAUGGUCGCCGCACGAGAGAGAUGGGGAGAAAAUCACGAGAUACGUCGAAGUUAGACCUGAAACACUGGGAGCAGGUAAAUGAGCAAAGAUAUGCACUUGAAGUUGUGCGUGAUGCAAUGUCGGCUGAGCUUAGAGUUGUCCGGCAAAAUAAAUAUGGUUUGAUUCUUCAUGCCGAGAGUGUCUGGCAAAGUCACCUCCAACAUCUUGUACAUGAGCGUGGUAUAUUCCCAUUGCAUAUUUCCCGUGGAACUGAAGAUCAUAAAUGGCAACUCUGUCCUAUUGAAGGUCCAUACAGAAUGCGUAAAAAACUUGAACGAUGUAAACUGAAAAUUGAUAGCAUCCAUAAUUUACUAGAAGGGAAGUUGGAACUUGGAACAAUUGAGCUACUCAAAUCCGAAAAUGAAGAUGUUCUAGUUAUUUCUGAUAUGGAUUCUGAGCCAGCUUUCCUGCUAAGUGAACUUUACAGCGAGUCCUUUUCCGAGGAGGCUGAUGAUCUUAAGGAUGUUCGCUCUGCUAGAAAUGGAUGGAAUAGUGAUCGAUCAAGUAGUAAAAAUGAGGCGAGUCUUCAUAAUGCUCUUUCUUUUGGUGGCAAGUCUAGUACUACAGCAGCAUCUGUACCAAUAAGCGACAACACAGAUGAAAAAUCUGAGACUGGAUCUCCAAUUAAGUCAUCUUCUGGUAAAAUGGAUGAAAUCAGAGCUGUGGAGGAAGAAUCAGAGAAGGAACUGAACGAUGAUGGUGCGUAUCUGAUCAGACCUUAUCUGGAACAUCUUGAAAAGAUUAGGUUCCGAUAUAACUGUGAGAGAGUUGUUAGUUUGGACAAACAUGAUGGGAUCUUCUUAAUAGGGGAACUCUGCCUAUAUGUGAUAGAGAAUUUUUACAUUGAUGAUCAUGGGUGUAUCUGUGAGAAGGAAUGUGAAGACGAGCUAUCCAUUAUUGAUCAGGCUCUAGGUGUGAAAAGGCAAUUUACCGGAAGCUUGGAAUCCCAGUCCAAGUCUAGCACAUUAUGGAGUACAACAAUAAAAAUCGGCGCUGUAGGGGGAAGAGCAUGGGCAUAUGGUGGUGGAGCUUGGGGGAAGGAAAAAGUACGUGUGACUGGUAACUUGCCACAUCCUUGGCGUAUGUGGAAGCUGGAUAGUGUUCAUGAGAUUUUAAAACGUGAUUACGAGCUACGUCCAGUUGCUGUUGAGAUAUUUAGCAUGGAUGGAUGUAAUGAUCUCCUUGUGUUUCACAAGAAAGAGAGGGAAGAAGUCUUCAGAAAUCUCCUUGCCAUGAAUCUUCCAAGGAACAGCAUGCUUGAUACAACCAUAUCAGGAUCAGCGAAACAGGAAAGUAAAGAGGGUAGCCGUAUAUUCAAAUUGAUGGCAAAGUCUUUCACGAAAAGAUGGCAAAAUGGGGAGAUCAGCAAUUUCCAAUACCUAAUGCAUCUCAACACCCUAGCAGGACGUGGAUACAGUGAUCUCACACAGUAUCCUGUAUUUCCGUGGAUUCUAGCAGAUUAUGAUAGCGAGAGUCUUGAUUUGUCAGAUCCAAAGAAUUUUCGCAAGCUUGACAAACCAAUGGGUUGCCAGACGCCUGAAGGAGAAGAAGAAUUUAGGAAACGAUAUGAGAGCUGGGAUGAUCCAGAGGUUCCAAAAUUUCAUUACGGUUCUCACUAUUCAAGUGCUGGCAUUGUUUUGUUUUACCUUAUUCGCCUCGCACCAUUCAGUGCUGAAAAUCAGAAGCUGCAGGGUGGUCAAUUUGAUCAUGCCGAUCGACUUUUCAAUAGUAUUAGAGAGACUUGGCUUAGUGCAGCUGGAAAAGGAAAUACAUCAGAUGUGAAAGAACUAAUUCCUGAAUUUUUCUACAUGCCUGAAUUCUUAGAAAAUAGAUUUAACCUUGAUUUGGGUGAAAAACAGUCAGGGGAAAAGGUGAGUGAUGUAGUUUUACCUCCUUGGGCUAGAGGGAGUGUUCGUGAAUUCAUCCGCAAGCACAGAGAAGCUUUAGAGUCUGAUUAUGUUUCAGAGAAUCUGCAUCACUGGAUAGAUCUCAUCUUUGGGCACAAACAGAGAGGAAAGGCUGCAGAAAAUGCUGUUAAUGUUUUCUAUCAUUACACAUAUGAGGGGAAUGUGGAUGUAGAUGCAGUUACGGAUCCUGCCAUGAAAGCAUCCAUACUAGCACAGAUUAAUCAUUUUGGACAAACGCCGAAGCAACUAUUCCAGAAACCUCAUGUUAAAAGAAGGACAGACAGAAAAUUCCCUCCACACCCUCUGAAACACUCGAUGCAUCUUGUUCCUCGGGAUAUACGUAAAUGCUCAUCAUCUGUAAACCAGAUCAUCACUUUCAAUGAUAAGUUGCUUGUUGCCGGAUCUAACUGUUUCCUGAAACCCAGAGGCUAUAAGAAAUACAUAAGAUGGGGUUUCCCAGACAGGACCUUGAGAUUUAUGAGCUAUGAUCAGGACAAGCUCUUAUCCACCCAUGAAAAUCUCCAUGAAGGCAACCAGAUCCAGUGUGCUGGUGUUAGUCAUGACGGGCGCAUUGUGGUCACUGGAGCAGACGAUGGUCUAGUCUCUGUGUGGAGAGUCAGCAAGGAUGGCCCACGUGGUUCACGACGUUUACAGUUAGAGAAAUCCCUCUGUGCACACACAGCCAAGGUCACUUUUCUACGUGUAAGUCAACCUUACAUGAUGAUUGCAAGCAGUUCAGAUGACUGUACAGUUAUCAUAUGGGAUCUCAGUUCUUUAAAUUUUGUGAGGCAGCUUCCGAAUUUUCCGGUUCCCGUUUCAGCAGUCUACAUAAAUGACCUUACAGGAGAAAUCGUAACUGCUGCUGGAAGUGUACUUGCUGUUUGGAGCAUCAAUGGCGAUUGCCUUGCUGUGGUUAACACAUCACAAUUACCAUCUGAUUUGAUUGUAUCAGUAGCAGGUUCAACGUUUUCUGACUGGCUGGAAACAACAUGGUACGUGACUGGUCAUCAAAGCGGGGCAGUUAAAGUGUGGCGGAUGGUACAUUGUACUGAUCCGGUGAGUGCCGGUAGCAAAACACCUAACAACAGAACAGAAGGACUAAAUUUGGGGAAUCAGAAGCCAGAAUACAAAUUGCUUUUACACAAGGAGUUGAAAUUCCAUAAGCAAGCGGUCACAGCUCUGCAUCUCACGACCGACCUGAAGCAAUUACUGAGCGGCGAUUCAGCUGGACAUUUGCUUUCAUGGACAGUACCAGAGGAGAUAUUAAAAGCUUCACUCAGAAAAGUUUCAUAGUUUAGUAUCAAAAGCAUCAUCUAAAACUAGGACUAGAAUCUAGAGCAAUCACUGAUGAUCAGGAGACUUAAGGACAAAUCGCUGAAGCACCUAGGAGGUAGAUCAAAGUCAAAAUAGUAAAUGUUGUUGCUAAAUGGAGAAAAAACAAAGCAAGACAGAAACCCGUGGAUCUGACAAUAACUAAAAGGUUUCUCUUUAGAAUGUGUAAAUAGAGUUAACAGGGAAUUGUGUGUAUAGUAGACUAUUCUGCAAAGAAUAAGCUGAGCAAAUUUAG